UUUUCAGCUGGUUUUUUUGGGCCGUUUUUCAGGCCCUUUUCAGGCCAUUUUCCAGGCUGUUAUUUGGGCCAUUUUCAGGGCAUUUUGGGGGCAUUUUUCGGGCCAUUCUCCAGGCUGUUUUUUUGGGCCGUUUUAACAUUAACAUUAUCUUGCAAGUCUGAAGGAACACAUCAUAAUUGUGGAGCCAGCUCUAUCUUGGCAGAAUUGUAUUACAAUAAUGUGAAAAACAGAAGUUUGAUCAAUGAAGACUAAAAGAAGAACUGGAAUCUGGUGCUGAGAAAAAAUAGCACCAUGGACGCAGAGGAAAGUUCCUUGUCUUUCCGCUUGCUUGAUAUAGCGGAAUACAAUUUAGAAGAAAAAGUACUAUUCAUCUCUCUUCCGAUCUGCAUUGUGGGAUUCCUAGGAAAUUCGGUUAUUUUAUGGUUCCUCUGCUGCAGGCUCAGGAUUAAAUUAAACCUGUAUUUUGUGUGUGUGGCAGCUGCUAAUAACAUGUUAACCUUCAGCAUCAUUGCUGAGUAUAUUAUGUUUUUUAGACCACUGAUCUUCAAUUUAAUGUUUCACCGGGUAUUGCAUGUUUUGCAUUUAUGCAGUCAUCAAGUCAGCUUUUAUAUCUUUGCAGUUAUCACUGCCGAAAGAUGGUGCAUUCAUUUUUUCCCUGUUUGGUAUAAACAAUUUCGGCCCAUGAAUUUCUCAGCCAUUAUGUCCUUUUCUUUGUGGGGGUUCACCUCUCUGGUAUCAAUUGUGACCCACUUUCUUUGCUCUCCAAUAGCGGAAGUACACUUCAAGGAUAUUGAGAAGUGUACAAUUUCAACCAUACUACUAAUCAUCACUCAAUUAAUUUUUAUUCCAAGUAUAAUGUUUUUUUCUUUGGGCAUAUGGAUUAGAAUUCACAUGAAAGAGGAAGUUCCCCCAUUGAGACUUGAUAUCACCAUUGUAGCCAUAGUUCUUCUCUAUCUGAUGUUGAAUGUACCAUUUGACUUAGCUACGAUCUCGAUGUACUGGGUUGACAACAUUGAUGGAUAUAUUCUGGGUAGCCUUAACACACUAUUGGAGUCAAUCACCAGUGCUAUCAGUCCUUUUAUAUAUCUCAUUGUUGGGUGUUGGAAGAAGCCGAAAAUGAAGAGCGCCUUUGAGUUUCUUGAAAUAGCUUUGUCAGGCAAAACAGCCAUGCUUGUAAAAACACAAACACAGACUUAAAAUUCAACAACUGUAUGCAUAGAAGAAAACUGAUGUGCAUUUCUCUGCUGUAAAAUAAAUUUGUUUACAAAUAUUGUA
Molecule: messenger RNA, 1275 nt
Organism: Pantherophis guttatus
Lineage: Eukaryota; Metazoa; Chordata; Lepidosauria; Squamata; Colubridae
Source: RefSeq, a predicted model, not a curated record